Messenger RNA from Sarcophilus harrisii (Tasmanian devil), 3258 nucleotides. RefSeq names its product hormonally up-regulated Neu-associated kinase (gene HUNK). NCBI's taxonomy places the organism in Eukaryota, Metazoa, Chordata, Mammalia, Dasyuromorphia, Dasyuridae. Gene Ontology annotation, molecular function: protein serine/threonine kinase activity; ATP binding. The coding region runs from base 35 to 2155 and encodes 706 amino acids. The record is from RefSeq and is a predicted model, not a curated record. Gene Ontology annotation, cellular component: cytoplasm. Gene Ontology annotation, biological process: intracellular signal transduction; protein phosphorylation. The transcript has 10 exons.
UAACAGCAGCAGCUGGAACAAGAGAAGGAGAAGGAUGCCGGCCGCGGCUGGGGACGGGCUCUUGAGCGAGCCGCCCGCGCCAGGCUCGGCUCUGGGAGGAGGAGACGGCGGCGGGGAAGACGCGAAACCUCCUCUGGCCUCGGCGGGAAGUUUCCUCCCGGCAUGGGUGAGCGCGGUAUCCAGGGAGCAGCUCCGCGACUUCCAGCACAACAAACGGGUCGGUAACUACCUCAUCGGUAGCAGGAAGCUGGGGGAAGGCUCCUUCGCCAAAGUGAGAGAGGGACUGCAUGUGCUGACUGGAGAAAAGGUGGCAGUGAAGAUUAUUGACAAGAAGAGGGCCAAAAAGGACACUUAUGUCACAAAAAACCUAAGGCGAGAGGGGCAGAUCCAGCAAAUGAUCCGGCAUCCCAACAUCACGCAACUACUUGAUAUCUUAGAGACAGAAAAUAGCUAUUACCUGGUCAUGGAGCUGUGUCCUGGUGGCAACCUGAUGCACAAAAUAUAUGAGAAGAAAAGACUGGAGGAGCACGAAACCCGUAGAUACAUCAGGCAACUUAUUUUAGCAGUAGAGCAUCUUCAUCGGGCAGGAGUGGUCCACAGAGACUUGAAGAUAGAAAAUUUGCUGCUAGAUGAAGACAACAAUAUCAAGCUGAUUGACUUUGGCUUGAGCAACUAUGCAGGCAUCUUGGGUUACUCAGAUCCUUUCAGUACCCAGUGUGGCAGCCCAGCUUAUGCAGCUCCAGAACUUCUUGCCAGGAAAAAAUAUGGUUCCAAAAUAGAUGUCUGGUCCAUAGGUGUGAAUAUGUUUGCUAUGUUAACUGGAACACUGCCUUUCACUGUGGAGCCCUUCAGUCUGAGAGCUUUAUACCAAAAGAUGGUGGAUAAAGAAAUGAAUCCCCUUCCUACUCAACUUUCUACUGCAGCCACAAAUUUCCUGCGGUCUCUACUUGAACCAGAUCCUGCAAAGAGACCAAACAUUCAGCAAGCUCUGGCAAAUCGUUGGCUUAAUGAGAAUUGUCCUGGGAAAGCUCCAUAUAACAUUACAUAUCCAAACAGAAUUCACCUAGAAGACUUGAGCCAAAGUGUGGUACUUCACAUGACUGAAAAACUUGGGUACAAAAAUAGUGACGUGAUCAACACCGUCUUGUCCAAUAGGGCCUGCCACAUACUUGCUAUCUACUUCCUGCUGAACAAGAAGCUUGAACGCUAUCUCUCAGGCCUCAGAAAGUCAAACACUCAAGACAACAUUUUCUACAAGAACCAACUUUAUCAAAUAGAAAAAUACAACAUGAAUAAAGAAUCUUAUGAGGAUAAAAAGCUUAAAGAGCAAGAGAAGAAAGGGGAUUUUCUUCAUCGACCAUUUCCAAAAACAUUAGAUAAGAACUUGAGUUCAUACAAACAGCCAUCUGCUUGUCUCAUCACACAGAUGCAAAACACCAAAGCCAGAAAGGACCAGAAAACUACCAAACCUAGUUUCCUGGAAAAAGAUUCAUUUCGUGGCCUUAGCCCCUUCCAUGAAACUGCUAUAGGAGCCAAGACUGGGUGCAUAGCUUCUUGUUCCUUGGAAUAUCUUGAAAUUCAGCAUCCCAGGACCCCAAGAAUUAUGAAGAAGCAAGAGCUUCAUCAGCAAGAAUCUACAAGCAUGGGGAUGCAGUCAAAAGAAGCUCAUUUAAUCCUAGAUGUUGUGCGAUCCUUUGAAUCUGUUGAUCGAGAGGACCAAAUAGAACUGCUCUCUCCAACUCAUCAUUAUAGGAUUUUGAGUUCACCAGUGAACGUUUUACGAAGAAACUCUAAUGAGAGAACAUUGUCCCCAGUCUUACCAUUGGGGAGUAUCUCCCCUAGCAAAGUUCCCACUCAUACUACUCCAGUCUCUUUUGCCUAUGAAGAAAAAAAUAGCCCUUCAAGGGAAGAGGGUAUGUGUUCUCCUCCAGCAGUUCCUCCUAAUGGCACCACACAUCCUCUGGGGAGUCCAAAUUGUGUGAAAAGUAGAGGCAGAUUUCCUAUGAUGGGAGUUGGACAAAUGUUGAGAAAGAGAAAUCAGACUAUUCAGUCUUCCACUGACAAGCCUUUGGAGGCCCGGCUGCCUCCACUACAUCAGAUUAAUCCAGGAAACAUUUCAUUUGAUACCAAUGACAAUGUGAAAGGCCAAUGUUAAUUUAGGUCAUCAGAAUUCUAGCAUCAUCUAGCAUUUGGAAGUUUCACCACAAAGGGAAAGUAUUGUUCUACAGCUCCAUAUAUCUGCCAGAGUGUUAUGUCUGAGGAAUCUUUUCUUUCACAGGCUUACUUUAUGAUAUGAGAUAGAUAAGUUCUUCAUAUAUUUUGUGUUUAAAAAAUGAAACACAACUUUAUAGCUGAAGUUCAUUAGUCUUUGAAGCCUGUACAGUGAAAACUAUUUCCCUGAACAUCAGAAAAGUAUACAUAUUUAUGUGUAAACACACAUAUAUGUGUAUAUAUGUAUAAUAUAUAUUUGGUGGGAGUGGGGGGAAUUUGAUAUAAAUAAUUACCAAUCUAGAUCAUUCAACCUUCUCUCUUCAUUACUGGGAUCCCCUUUGGGAAUAAGAAUUUCUGUGUGUUGACAGAUUUCUCCUUAAUUUUAUGUUAUGUAGACAAUGCCAACAUUUAUGUGUUUCUGAGUGGAAUCUUUUCAUUCUACUAUAUCAUAAUUAUGUGUAAAACAAAUAUCAAAAGAGCAUUCAGUUGGCAGAAAAGUUUGAUUCACAAAAGCUUUUGCAAUGGAGUAAAUCUAUUAAGAUAAUCAUGGCAUAUUCUAGUAAGAUAAGAACUAGUGUUCAUUGCUCCAGUUUAUUGACAAAGAAUAUCAAAAUUAAGAGAUAUGGGCAACUUUGAUGCACUAUUGAACCACAGACAAAAGAUAGAGCCACCUUCCCAAAGGAUAAAGGGUUUUUGGACUGAGAACAAACUGAAUUUCAAGAAUUAAGAUGAAAAAGAAGACAGGAACUCUGCUCUCUGGAGCAGGGUUUUGCCAAAGGUUUCUGCAAUUGUUGUUUGGUCAGAGGUGUUUGAGCUUCCUCUCAUUCCUACUUGAAACUAAUUAAUGGGCAAGUCAUUUCUCUUUCCUUUAAAUUUUUUAAAAAAAUUAUUAUCAGCAAACAUAGACAAAGAACAGAAGAGGAUUCUAUAUGUAACUGUAAACUUCUGUUUUUAUGGUUUUUGUUUUAAGUUGAACAUAAUAAGUUUAAAUGCCCCAUUUGUGUCCUUUUUUGAAAUUCUAUUUGCUUUUAUGUGUAUUUUUUACUU